Owenia fusiformis is the source of this 1732-nucleotide messenger RNA. NCBI's taxonomy places the organism in Eukaryota, Metazoa, Annelida, Polychaeta, Sabellida, Oweniidae. The record is from the annotation of a GenBank genome assembly.
AUAAAAUCAAGGCAGGAGUUAUCACUACAUCAAAUUCUGGCUUUUGACUAAAGUUGUACAUAUAUAUUGAACAAUUUAUAUGAUGAAAUGUUACAUUUAUAGGUACCGAAUAACCAUCUUAUUGAUAAGUUGAAAGAUGAAAGAAGUAUUCAACUAAUCAAGGUACUUCGAAUUAAAAAAUCUAUAAACACAAACAAGCAAAGAAAUGGACACAAAAAAACAAACAAGCAAAUACACAUAAAAACAAACAAGCAAACGAAUGGGCACAAAAAACAAACAAUAUGUUUUAGGGCUCAUGAUGAGUGAUUCAGAGAAUAAAUCACUUGAGGGAAAGAAACAAAGAAACAUGGACCAAACAUUAAGACUUAUCUGCGUAUCUACUUGCAUAGUGAUAUUUCUAGGGUGCUAUAUUGUGUAUGAAACACAGAGAAGCCUUACUACAAUAUCACUGAAUGCAUUUAAAGACCCAAUGCUGCUCCCAGAUGUAAAAAUGCCAGAGGCUUUAUCCCGUAGCAAGACGAAAGAAUAUAUCUUGACCCACAGAUUAUUUCUUAAUGAAACUAUCCACAUGAUGCUGAAGAAGAAAAAUAGUGAUGUAAAGCAAUUUGACAUCAAAUACCCACAUUCUUGUAAAAUUUGGAGACACUACGAAAAAAGUAAAAUAGAUCAAUCAAUCUUAAUUUAUAGCAAGUAUCAAAAGUCUGGAAGUACAACCAUAACACAUCUGCUGUAUAAUAUAACACUUAAAAAUGGGGUCAACUUCAGAUAUACGUUAUCUAAAGAUGCCCUUGGCUACAAUGGAAUUACUGGACUCCAUAAUCUUACAGAAAUUAUUAAAGGUUAUCCUAAACCUGUUAUUUACAUUGCACAUGUUGGGUUUUUAGACUUCACUAAAAUCGGGUAUAAUCCACCUGUUUAUAUAGAUGUGGUACGUGAUCCUGUAGAGCAAGCUAUUUCAAUGUUUUAUUUCCUAAAACAAUGCUGGGCAUGCCAAAGAAAACAUAAUAAUACAUAUAGAGAAUCAAUAAUUAAAAUGAACAUGAGUGAUUACAUUGAUAAAUAUGGAGUCGAUAAACUUCCAAGAAAAAGUCAAAUUAAGUGGUUCUCAGGGAUAGAUGGUAAUAGAAAAUCAAUCAAUAUGGCGAAACGAAAUAUAGAGAAGUAUUAUCUUUUAAUAGGAGUCCAGGAGUAUUAUAUUCAGACGAUGCAAGCUUUGGAGAUGCUUCUUCCUUUGUUUAAAGGACAACUUCACUCAAAAGUACAAGCAGGUGUAAGAAUAGGUGCAACAACCCACUCAAAGUUUCCCCCAAAUUCACACCAGUUUCAACUUAUGAGAGAAAAAUAUGCUUUUGACUAUGACCUUUAUAAUUUCAUAGUACAACGAUUUCAUGGUACUUUGAAAUGCCUGCACAUUCCUUAAGGCCUCAAACAUGAACAAAGACCCUCAUCCAUCAACUUGCAUGUACUGGAGAAUUGGACUUGGGUGAAAUUCAUUCCCAUUGGUAUAUGUACGUUGUACAUCAUUGGUGGUUUCAUAUGUGAAAGUACUGCUUCGGAGUGCUUCGGAUGGCUUUGGAAGUGGCGCUUCUGUUUGCAUGUUUGUGUUCCUAUUGGCAGAAUUGAAAAAUUUACCAAUUUUCUUAGACUUUGUUUCAUGGAUUCUUCAAAUAUUUUAACAAAGUCUUACAGUCUGACACCAUAAACUUACCUUGCCCUGCACAGUUGUGGGCGG